Cucurbita moschata (crookneck pumpkin) is the source of this 2607-nucleotide messenger RNA. RefSeq names its product GTP-binding protein TypA/BipA homolog. The record is from RefSeq and is a predicted model, not a curated record. Bases 122 to 2143 code for a protein of 673 amino acids. Gene Ontology annotation, molecular function: GTP binding; GTPase activity. Gene Ontology annotation, cellular component: ribonucleoprotein complex; cytosol. Lineage: Eukaryota; Viridiplantae; Streptophyta; Magnoliopsida; Cucurbitales; Cucurbitaceae. The transcript is spliced from 19 exons.
GUUUUGGGCGACCGUGAAGAAGAAGAAAGAAACAUAAUUGUUAAACCCUAUCAAGCUAAGCAACUCCCUUCACAUUCGCCGGAAGCUAAAACCUCUUAAAGCACUGCCAUUUCCGGCGGAAAUGGCGGGUCCGUUGCUCCGAUGUCUCUGGUCAUCUUCUCGUAGAUCUAUUUCUUCCUCUUCUUAUCAUCACAAGUCUCAUCUUAUCUCAAAAUCAUCCGUCUUCCCCAAUCUCUUAGCGCGCGCUUUUUCAGCAGCCACUGCUACUUCUGCUGCUGGCGUCGCACCGAGUAGCGACCUUGAUCCGAGCCGACUUAGGAACGUCGCGGUGAUUGCUCAUGUUGAUCAUGGAAAAACUACACUCAUGGACCGUUUACUCCGGCAGUGCGGUGCUGAUAUUCCGCACGAGCGAGCUAUGGAUUCGAUUAGUCUUGAGCGCGAGCGAGGCAUUACUAUAGCGUCGAAGGUUACCUCUGUUUCAUGGAAGGACAAUGAGUUGAACAUGGUGGAUACGCCUGGUCACGCAGAUUUCGGUGGAGAAGUAGAACGUGUUGUUGGAAUGGUUGAAGGCGCAAUUUUAGUUGUUGAUGCUGGUGAAGGUCCAUUGGCACAGACAAAGUUUGUUCUUGCAAAGGCCUUAAAGUAUGGCCUCCGGCCCCUACUUCUUUUGAAUAAAGUAGACCGACCAUCAGUAACUGAAGAGAGAUGUAAUGAAGUUGAGAGCUUGGUAUUCGAUCUAUUUGCAAAUCUGGGGGCUACAGAGGAGCAGUUAGACUUUCCUGUUCUUUAUGCAUCUGCUAAAGAAGGAUGGGCUUCGGAGACUUUCACUAAAGAUCCACUUGCCGAAUCGAGAAAUAUGUCACAGUUGCUUGAUGCCAUUGUAAGACAUGUUCCUCCUCCCGCGGCAAAACUUGAUGAACCUUUUCAGAUGCUGGUUUCUAUGAUGGAACGAGACUUUUAUCUUGGACGAAUAUUGACCGGGCGUAUUGCUUGUGGCAUCAUUCGUACUGGUGAUAGAGUUCAUGGACUCCGAGUGAAGGAUUCUGGCGUUGAGAAAAUUGAAGAGGGAAAGGUUGUGAAAUUAAUGAAAAAGAAAGGUACGACUGUUGUUCAAAUUGAUAGUGCUGGGGCAGGCGAUAUAGUGUCAAUGGCUGGGUUGGCACAUCCUUCGAUAGGUCAUACUGUGGCUAAUGUUGAAGUUUUGGCUGCUUUACCUACUUUUGAAUUGGAUCCUCCUACUAUUUCCAUGACUUUUGGUGUUAAUGAUUCUCCACUGGCAGGUCGCGAUGGUACACAUUUGACCGGUGGAAAAAUUGGUGAUCGAUUGAUGGCUGAAGCAGAAACAAAUCUUGCCAUAAAUGUGCUUCCAGGCUUGUCAGAAUCUUAUGAGGUGCAAGGGCGAGGCGAACUUCAAUUAGGUAUUCUGAUUGAGAACAUGAGACGUGAAGGAUUUGAGUUAUCUAUUUCACCGCCUAAAGUAAUGUAUAAAACUGAGAAUUCCACGAAGCUUGAGCCAAUUGAAGAAGUCACUAUUGAGGUUAAUGAAGAACAUGUUGGUUUGGUUAUGGAAGCCUUAUCGCAUAGGCGUGCCGAAAUUACUGAGAUGGGUCCAGUCCCAGGAAACAUUGGCAGAACUAGAUUGUGUCUGACAUGCCCAUCCAGGGGCUUAGUUGGUUACAGAAGUGUGUUUAGCAGCGAUACACGUGGAACUGGUUUUAUGCAUCGAGCAUUCUUGAAAUAUGAGAAACAUCGGGGUCCUCUUGGAAAUGUCCGAAAAGGAGUACUGAUAUCAAUGGGCUAUGGAGCAAUUACAUCUCAUGCUUUAAUGAGUUUAGAAGCCCGAGGAACUCUUUUUGUGAAUCCUGGAAUGGAGGCUUAUGAUGGAAUGAUUAUUGGAGAACAUUCUAGGGACUCAGAUCUAGAUGUUAAUCCUGUAAGAACUAAAGAAUUAACCAACGUCCGUGCUGCCUCCAAGGAUGAAAACGUGAAGCUAUCUCCACCUCGACUUAUGACUCUUGAAGAAGCCAUAGGAUACGUAGCAUCUGACGAACUUAUUGAGGUUACACCAAAGGCCAUUCGUUUGAGAAAGAAAUACUUGGAGGUUAACAAGCGCAAAGCCAUGAGCAAGAAGCCCAAGGAAUGAACUCCCUGGCUCUUCAAACGUUGCUUCUUGUAGCUUUAAUAGCUGGUUCGUGUUGGGUGUACUAAAAUUUAAAGAUCAACGAGCAAAUAUCGAACUUAUCUCACUUCGGUCGUUCAAGCGUGCAUCCAACACCAUAUCAUAUUCUUUUUGACCACCUGAGAUCAAGGCGCAGAAAUAAUAAUACAAACAAAAUAUUCGUUUCCUCUUUAUAUAGUAGGCUAAACAAAGCAUAUGUUUUGAUUUUUAUAGCUGCGGCUGUUAAAUUAGCUCCUUUACGAGUUCUGAUAACAAAAGUGGAGUAGAAUAUUUACUAACUUCGUAUCUAUUUGUUGGCCUUUUUUUGCAAAUAAAGCAUACAUAGGAGACCUACCAUCCCAAGCAUCAAAUUUAUGUAAGCUAAUUUCCAAAAAUGGGAACAGUUAACCACUAAACCAUUUAGUGGGAAACCCUUUUCUUCUCUUUCA